ACCAUCACCAGCAGCAGCACUGAGGAGCCCCACGCAGCGGCAGAGAAGGGAGGCCCCCCCAUAGAGUGGAGCCAGGCCACGCCCUCCCCCUCCUCCUCCCCAUGGAGCACCGGCAUCCAAGCUGGACUAACAGUGGACCAGUUUGGACUGCUCUACAAGGUGUCUGCCUUUCCCUCGCCACCACCGCCCUCCGCGGUGCUGAGCCUGAGCGCCCUGCCCCCCGCCUCCUCCGCCUCUUCGGCCUUCGGGGGCGUGGCUUCGCCCUUCCUCCAGGCCCCUGGGGCACCCUUCCCGCAGGUGCACUUUGCCCAGCUGCCCCCGGCCCCACUGCAGUUCCUGGGGGGGCCCUUCUCGCUGCCCUACGCUCCCCAGGGAUUCCUGCCAGGCCACCUGCUGCCCACCACCGCCGGGCUCCAGGGCCCACCCCACUUAGUGCCCUUCGUGCCCCUACUCCAGGAGGACCCAGGCUCUCCUCGGGCAGCACAGGACGCGUUCGGCAACAAGGCGCAGGGCCGGAUCCCUGUCUACUACCAGGUGUCCCACCUGCCCCCAGGAUAUGCUGCAUUCGAGGCCCCCAUGUCCAGCCUGGGACCGGAGCCGUCCCUGAGGGAGAGCAACCUCAGCCCUGAAGGAACCACAGAGAAUGGGUUGCAUGUCCAGGAAAGCGAGGCCAAGGGACGGUGGCCUCCAGCGGACCUGGAGGUGCAGCAGGUGGUGGGGGUGCUGGCCUUCCAGGGCCACUCUGGGGCUUCUGCUCCAGAGAGAGGCAGCCCGAGUCCCCUGAACCUCUCCCACGGCAGCCAUGGACAGAAGGCAGACUCAGACAGGAACCUCUCGGCAGUUGCUCUGGCUGCAGCAGCUGACAGGAGGCCCUCAGAGCAGGAACAGGAGCAGCUUUAUCCCGGGCAGAUGCUUGCAGGGACAGCGGUAGCCAAUGGGAAGCUGGGCCCCUUCCGUCCGGCCAUUCGUGACUGCGUCCCGGGGUCCCCGAGCCCAGAGGAGGGGGCGGCAGAGUGUGCCCCCCGCUCCCAGGGCCACCUGCCCUCCCACUUCAUGAAGGGGGCUAUCAUCCAGCUGGCCACUGGCGAACUGAAGCGAGUGGAGGACUUGCAGACCCAGGAUUUUGUGCGUAGUGCGGAAGCCAGUGGAGGCCUGAAGAUCGACUCCAGCACGGUGGUGGACAUCCGGGAGAGCGCCUGGCCAGGCCUUGUGACGCUGCACUUUGUGGUGGGGGAGCAGCAGAGCAAGGUGAGCAUUGAUGUGCCUCCCGAGCACCCUUUCUUUGUCUACGGCCAGGGCUGGUCCUCCUGCAGCCCCGAGAGGACUGCCCGGCUCUUCGCCCUCCGUUGCCAUGGCCUCCAGGUGGGCGACGUCUGUGUCUCCAUCAGUCUCCAGGGCCUCAACGGCCACCCAGCUUCUCUGGCUAGCCCUGAGGGUGGGGAGAGGCCCAGCCGAGGCAGGCAGGGCGUCCUGCGGGAGCCCUCAGGGGUCCCAGCUGCAGAGAGGAGCCCCCCAGGGCUGGGAGGAGUGGGAAGAGGGCCCUCCCCAGAGGUCUCCCAGUUCAGCCCCGCUGUCUCUGCACUCGGCUGGGCAGGCACCGGUCCCCAGAGGCUCGGGGAGGAGUCCCUCAGGCCGCCCCUCCUGCGCCCCUCCUUCAUUCCUCAGGAGGUCAAGCUAUCUAUUGAAGGCCGCUCUAAUGCAGGGAAGUGACCCUCUGGAGAACUGCAUUGCUUUCCUGCAAGGCCCAAUCGGGCCUCUUCUGGUCUGGUCUGUGCUCAGACCUCCCUGGUCGGUCGCCCAGGACCCCACCCAGCCUUCCCUGCAGCCGUGCGCCUCAAUGCAUUCCACUGAGAGAGCCCCCCUUUCCACCAGCAGGGCGGUGUUUAGGUCAAGAGUCAGGGCAGACGCAGGUGGGGGAGCCCUUGCUGCUCUUCUUCUGGAGGCAGGGGGCAAACUUCCAAGACCCCUCCUCACACAAGCACUUUACUAGGUCUCUGGCUUACUUACGAGGAGAAGCACUUGUGCCAGGCGCUUGCAGGGAGACUGAGCAGGCAAGGGCCAGGCCUAACCUCAGACAGCAGAGAAGCCCUGGAUUGCCUUGGGUUGCCUCAGCAGCACGCCCUGAGUCUAGGAAGCUCAUGCUCCUCACCUGGGACCAGGGAGAAGGUGGCCUCCGCAGUCCCUUUGAGUCUCGUUCCAAGUAUGCAGCCUCUGCGCCCUGCAGCUGAGUGGGAGCCAGAUCCAAAAAACAAGCGAGUUUGGGAGAUAGCGUGUGUAUCCGAGGACCCAUCCACACUGUUUGUCUAUACAGGAAUGGGCCCUCUAGGCUCCCUGUCUGUGGACAGUGUCCUUCCCCUCCUGUGUGGCUGGUGUUCCAGUCCCUUCCUGCUGUAACAGGGCACCUGAAUCCUGGGCCCUUCUCAUCCAGGUAGAGCCCUUGGUCCCUCUGGGAAACAGAGCCACUCCAUCGCCAACAUCAGGGGAAGAAAGCCUGCCUUCCUGGCUGCUGACCAUUGGGAGUACAAUGCAGCACCACCAUGCCACCUGAUUAGAGGGCUGAAAGAGCCCAAUGCAGGCCAGGAAAUGUUGGGGUCCCAGCUACAGAGGAAGAGCUCUCCUCUCACUCCACCCCCCGGCAUGUGCCCACUCCUUUGCACAGAGAGGCAAACAAAAUUUGAAAAAUUUGGAGAUGGCUGGCAGUUAAACCUGAGGUGCUGCACCAGCUUUCCAACCUAGUCCCCUGCCUGCCUCAGAGUUGGCCCUCAGGCCCUGCGGUUUUUUCAGGGCAUCGUAAAGCAGCAGCUUCUCUGAUCAGCCCUAUACAAAAAGCAAGGGAGGACUUGGCUUUCCUUCCGGAGCCUUUCUGGUUUCUUCACCUUGGGACCAGGGAAAAGGAGGCAUUUGUGUUUGUCUCCAAGUGUGCAAUCGCUGGCAUUGGCACUCUGUGCUGUCUCUGCCUGCAGCAUUGCCACUCCUCCAGCUGAGAGGUAGCAGAGGCAGGAGGACAGCUUUGGGGGCUGUUGGAAAGUCCCUUCCCUCCUUUCUUUGGGGUUCAAAUGAGCCUUGGGUGAGCCUUUUUCUCAGCUUUCUCUGACAUGAUCCACAAUGUAUUGUUUUUGUCCUGCUAAUUGUCUGCUGUGCUCCUGCUGCCUGAGGCAGCCUGUCCCCAACUGGGUUGUUGUCAUCCGCAGCAGAGGGGCCUGGGCCGCUGCUCUUCCUGAGACGGGGGUUCGGGAGCCCAGGUUCCAGAGCAAUAAGUCAUUCCCUCCCCAUACCCUACAGCGGGCCCCUUGCCCAGCAGUGCCUUCCCCAUGGGGCCCCAGAGCGGCUCUUGGGCUGGUCUCAGCCCAGCAGCUUCUUUGCAGGACUCCACAAUGCAAGGCAGGCAGGCAAGGAAAGAAGGCGAUGUUGUGGCCCCCGCUCCCCGCCUGGGCCCCUUGCAAGCACCUUAGUCCCACGUGCAAAUGUGUGCGCAGUGCACCAGGAGCCCCAGCCGCAUCCCAGGCCAAGCCUUAGGAGUAGCUGUCUGCCCGGCCCUGUCUCUCCCACCUACCCUUUACUGAAGCAUUACUAGUCCAAGGGGGAUAAUCUAUUUUGUUGUGCUUCUUUUGUAUCUGUUUUAAAUAAAUCAAUUUGUACUGUAUAUUUGUACUUUUGAGUCAGAUCCCUUUCCCUGUUUUACCAUUUAAAGUCUCUGUACACACAGAUUGUAUUUUUAUUGUUAACGCUCUUACAGAUACUGCAUUUAACUUGCUGACCAUGUAAACAGUAUAUAUGCAUAUAUCUAUAUAUCUAUAUAAUUAUAAGCCUAUAGCUUUUA
Anolis sagrei ordinatus is the source of this 3820-nucleotide messenger RNA. The record is from RefSeq and is a predicted model, not a curated record. Lineage: Eukaryota; Metazoa; Chordata; Lepidosauria; Squamata; Anolidae.